GUCUCCGAGUUGCACAUAAAAUAAAAUAGAACGAAAAAGUCAUCUAAGAGGAAACGAAGUUAGUUUACAAUUCUAGGCAAUAACCAGCCACCCCAUAGUUCGCCAUCUGCGAUCUGCAAUUUCUCGCAAACACGCACAGAACCCAUUAUUCUUCUCGUGCAAUUCUGACAGUCUCCCUCUGUGCAGUAAUUUAAUAAAAGGGGACAGCUAUGACGCUUUCCCGGCUUCGACAUCCGGUGAUCUCGCGCGCCCCUUCUCUCUUGAGAGCUCGGUUUCUCUCCACCUACCCUUCUUCUGGAUCACUUGCUCGUUGUUCUAAUGCUAAAAACUCUUGUGUGGACAGCAAUGGCUCUUUUUUAAGGCCUGCUACCUUAUCCAUGAUUGCUGGAGUAGAUGAUAAUUCUUUGAAGCAAAAGUGGCGAAUUGGUUUUCGAAAUUUCUCAUCUGCAGAGCCUCCAUCCCAUAUGGUCAUUGGAAUGCCAGCUUUGUCUCCUACAAUGACUCAAGGUAACAUAGCAAAAUGGAGGAAGAAAGAAGGAGAUAAGAUAGAAAUGGGGGAUGUACUGUGUGAGAUAGAGACAGAUAAAGCUACACUUGAAUUUGAAAGUCUUGAAGAAGGGUUUUUGGCAAAGAUCUUGGUGCCUGAAGGUUCAAAGGAUGUGCCUGUAGGACAGCCCAUUGCCAUAACGGUUGAGGAUGCAGAUGACAUCCAAAAUGUCCCUGCAACCAUUUACAGUGGAUCAGAUGUUGAGGAAAAAUCGUCUAACCAGGAUGCCAAAAUUGAAGACAAGGGAACUGGCUCUAUUAAGAUUAAUGCUUCUGAACUUCCUCCUCAUACUGUUCUUGGAAUGCCUGCAUUAUCACCAACAAUGAACCAAGGCAAUAUUGCCAAGUGGAGGAAAAAGGAAGGAGAUAAGAUAGAAGUGGGUGAUGUCAUAUGUGAGAUAGAGACAGACAAGGCCACCCUUGAAUUUGAAAGCCUUGAAGAGGGGUAUUUAGCAAAGAUAUUGGCACCUGAAGGUUCAAAGGACGUGGCUGUUGGAGAACCAAUUGCAGUCACAGUUGAAAAUCCAGAUGAUAUUGAAACUGUAAAGACCAAUGUUAGUGUUAGCAAGGAGGUCAAGGAAGAAAAAUUGAGCCAAGGUGAUUCAAAGGAUGAAGGUAGAGAAGAGAAAACAAGUUUUAAAAGGAUCAGCCCCUCUGCCAAGUUGCUGAUUUCACAGUAUGGAUUGGAUUCAUCAUUGUUAAAGGCAACAGGUCAUCGUGGCACUCUUCUAAAGAGUGAUGUUCUGGCUGCAAUUAAGUCAGGAAAGGGAUCAAGAAAACCUUCACCAACGGAUAAAGCUGCUCCAUCUGCUAAGACUGGCCCACAAUCUUCAACCACAACUUUUCCAGAAUCCCACUCACAACAGUCAGAUUCUUUUGAAGAUUUGCCAAAUACUCAAAUUCGCAAGGUUAUUGCUAAAAGAUUAUUGGAAUCAAAACAGACCACACCACAUUUAUAUUUAAUGACAGAUGUUAUACUGGAUCCUCUUCUUUCAUUCAGAAAGGAGCUAAAAGAGAAACAUGAUAUUAAAGUGUCAGUGAAUGACAUUGUCAUCAAAGCUGUUGCAAUCGCUUUGAGAAAUAUACCAGAUGCUAAUGCAUACUGGAAUACUGAGAAAGAGGAAGUAAUUUUGUGUGAUUCUGUUGACAUAUCAAUAGCAGUUGCCACUGAGAAGGGCCUGAUGACUCCUAUUGUUAGGAAUGCAGACCAGAAGUCCAUUUCCUCAAUCUCCUCGGAGGUUAAGCAACUAGCUGAAAAAGCUCGAGCAGGGAAGCUUGCACCGAAUGAGUUUCAAGGAGGUACUUUCAGUAUUUCAAAUCUGGGAAUGUAUCCAGUGGACCAAUUUGCUGCAAUCAUAAAUCCCCCCCAGGCUGGCAUCCUGGCUGUUGGUAGAGGGAACAAGGUCGUCGAACCCCUGCUUGGAAGUGAUGGGAUUGAGAGGCCUGCAGUGGUCAACAAAAUGAACUUGACUUUAUCUGCUGAUCAUCGAGUUUUUGAUGGCAAAGUUGGAGGUGCUUUUCUCUCAGCUUUGCGUUCCAAUUUCAGUGAUAUCAGGAGACUUCUUCUAUAGAGGCAAACGAACUAACAAUUGGGUUUUACAGUAUUAGCCAUCCUGAGGAUAUCCGGAAGCUAAUUAUGAAUUUUUCAUGGCACUGUGCCAAUUUGUUCAAGGGAUAACUUUUGCCAUUACAGUUGGUUGUGCCAUACCAUUUUACAAAAUUUUGCCAUUUGAUGAAUUAUUUCUGUUAAUAGUUAGAACUGACGGUUCAGGUGUUAAUUCCUGCAAGAUUUCACUGUUUCUCUGAAAAUCUUGCUGCAAUUUCAUGUUCAUCUCAAUAAGAAUAAUGUAUGAGAAAAUAAAGUAAAUUAUACACUGUUUGAUUAUUAAACUGCUUGUUCUUCA
Jatropha curcas is the source of this 2450-nucleotide messenger RNA. It is a transcript of the gene LTA3, whose product is annotated as Dihydrolipoamide acetyltransferase, long form protein. Gene Ontology annotation, cellular component: pyruvate dehydrogenase complex; mitochondrion. Gene Ontology annotation, biological process: pyruvate decarboxylation to acetyl-CoA. The record is from RefSeq and is a predicted model, not a curated record. Gene Ontology annotation, molecular function: acyltransferase activity. Lineage: Eukaryota; Viridiplantae; Streptophyta; Magnoliopsida; Malpighiales; Euphorbiaceae.